This is a messenger RNA of Zea mays, 1689 nucleotides long. RefSeq lists its product as uncharacterized. The record is from RefSeq and is marked predicted. Lineage: Eukaryota; Viridiplantae; Streptophyta; Magnoliopsida; Poales; Poaceae.
GGCAGACUCAAGUGCGUCGAGCGGAGAGAGAGGCUGGGCGCCUUGAAUAUCUUCUAUUCUACGGUCGGGUAGCCAAAUCCGCGAAAUGGACCCCAGCAACAACUGCGCCAGCGAUGGCAGCGGCAGUGACGGAAACGAGGAUCGCUUGGUGAACACCUCGUCGCGGGGCGGCCGCCUCAUGCCGUCCUCGCCUACGGGUCCUCAACUCAUGUCGUUGUUCAACCCUGCUGUUGAUGCCGGGAGCUCCGGGUCUUCCUUGUCGCCAUCAUCUUCCGGGGCCUUCGACCAGGAGGCACUGCCCACACCGAAUCGAGUUCGCUGCCUCCGCCUAGUCCCCACGAACAACACCAUCAUCAUGGAGGGUGAGCUCCUCGACGACGACGACAACGAACCAGGUAACCCCUCCGGCACCAGGCGCUCCACCUUCAUCGACAACAACGGGCCCAUCAAUAGGGUCUCCAUCGUCAGCGACCUCGACCUCGUUUUGGUCGGUGGGAGCCGCCGCAGGCGCCGCGUCUCCAAUGUUCAGGUGGGAUCCUCGAGCCGACAGCCAGAGCCAGAGCAAAGGCACUGUCUGCCCUUUUACAUCCCAACGAAUUUCUUGAGGGACCCGCCGCCCCCGAACAUGAAUUUCCUAGAGGGCCCGCCACCCAUGUCGCCCCUACCGCCUCGGAACAUGAAUUUUUCAGGGGGUCUACCACCCCCGAACAUGAAUUAUGUAGAGGGUCCGCCACCCACUCCGUCAUGGGGGAUGACACCCGAAGGAUUCUUCCUGCCCCAAAACGCCUACGCGCCACCUGCGGUGAGCUACUACCAACCACUACCAGAACCACUCGAGGUCAUCACCAGGAGGUCUUCAGGACUCUACCCGCCGCCUGGUAUCACCAUCGGCUUCCCUCUGAACAGAGAAGGAUACGCGCCGGCGCCGCCGCCGCCGCCGGAGCCGCGCGUACGAUCCAAGGUCACCAUCAAGCCCCCGCCGGGCAGCGAAGGGACCUCGACAUCGGCACCCAAACAGCCGGAGCAGUCCGUACCAUCAAGGGCCACCACCACCUCGGCCCCGCCGGCCAGCGAAGGGUGCUCGUCGUCGUCGGCACGGGUGCCGACAUUCCAGUGGCCCCCGACUGCAGAGGAGGACGCCUUCUUCACCGAGAAGCUGUAUGGCCCCAGCCGCCGUCGCAGGCUGCCCGUGUUCCAGGACAUCUGCCCUGACGACGAAACAAGCCAACCCCCUACCCCUCCGACAAGCCAACACCCUCCGUCUCCUCCUCCUCGGACAAGUCAAGAGCCUCCGCGUCCUCGUCGGGGACCGUGAGAUGGUUCGUCGCUCCGGCCCCUUACAUUCCCUGUUAGUCGCUCGUCGUCUCUACAAAGUCGCCUCGCACCGGACGAUGACGACGGUGAGUGAACGCAUCGUCGCGGUAUAAUGACUUUUUUUUUGAACUUUCCGCGGUAUUGACUUUCGUGGGAGCUCCUUUUCUGCCGAACCUUGAGUAAUCGCAUCUGCGUCAGAUUCCUCUGCAAACAAAAUGCUCUGGUUUGUGGAUCGCUGACCCAAAGACAUUGUAGCUGUGGUUGGUUGUUGUCUGAACUUUGCUAGUCCAUUUAAGCACAUAGUAGUCGUUGGGAACGGAAAUGAUUUGGUGCUGUAGGAUCGAAUCAAUGCCAUUUUAUGGUGUUUGGAACUUC